AUACAUGCCUUGAGCAACCGGCGAGCUCAAUUGUUUAUGGUGUGUUGUGAUUAAAUUUCGCUUAUAAAGAUGUCGAGCAAAAAUCGAAAACGCACGGCCAGCAGCAGCAGUAGUAGCGCAGAAGAGCCGGACAGCGAGGAGGAGUCCCGUCUAAAGGAUCUGCGUGAGCGAGAUGAGUUCUCCAAGCGGCUCAAGGAGCGCGAUGAGGAACGAACACGCAAAGUGGUUGAGGCAACGGGCGGGCGCAAGGCGAUUGAGGAAGCAACCAAACGGCUUAAGCUCGAGCAUGAAGAUCGUGAUAAGAUUGUGCCCCAUCUGCGCGUCCAAUCACGUCGCCAAUAUCUGGAGAAACGCAAGGACGACAAAGUGGCCGAACUGGAAGCGGAUAUCCUAGAUGAUGAGUAUCUGUUUGAGGAUAGCGUGUUGACCAAACGCGAGCGGGAGGAGCGUCAGUACAAGAAACAGCUGUUGAGCAUUGCCCAGGAGCAUGAGAAGGCGCGGGAACUGGAGCGCGUACAGCGCUAUCAUAUGCCGCAGGAUCUAAAGAAAGGCGAACGAUCUGAGUAUGUCGAGGUGGAUGAGUUCGAGAAGCAGCCCAACUCGGAGCAAAAGAAAUGGGAGGCUGAGCAGCUGGCCUCGGCACGUUUCCAGUUUGGCGCCAAGGAUGCCAAGGCUGAGGAGGAGUAUGAACUGUUGCUGGAUGAUCAAAUUGACUUCAUUCAGGCCCUAACGCUCGAGGGGCAUCGCGAGAAAGCCACAAAGGAACCGGAACUAACAGAGAAGGAAAGGAAACGUCUGACGCUGGACGAGACACGGAGAUCAUUGCCGGUGUUUCCCUUCAAGGAGGAUCUCAUAGCAGCCGUUAAGGCGCACCAGGUGCUAAUCGUCGAAGGUGAGACCGGUUCAGGCAAGACAACACAGGUGCCGCAGUAUCUGGUCGAGGCCGGCUUCACAGACGACAAAAAGAUGAUUGGAUGCACGCAGCCGCGUCGCGUUGCCGCCAUGUCUGUGGCGGCUCGAGUCGCCGAGGAGAUGGGCGUCAAGCUGGGCAACGAGGUGGGCUACAGCAUACGCUUCGAGGACUGCACCUCGGAUCGCACCAUAUUGAAGUACAUGACAGAUGGUACGCUGCACCGUGAGUUCCUCUCCGAACCGGAUCUGGGCUCCUACAGUGUCAUGAUCAUCGAUGAGGCACACGAGCGCACCCUGCACACGGAUAUUCUGUUUGGACUGGUCAAGGACAUAGCACGCUUUCGGCCGGAGCUCAAACUGUUGAUAUCGAGCGCCACACUGGAUGCCGAGAAGUUCUCAGCCUUCUUUGAUGAUGCGCCCAUUUUUCGCAUACCCGGCCGACGAUAUCCGGUGGAUAUAUUCUAUACGAAAGCGCCGGAGGCGGACUAUAUUGAUGCGUGUUGUGUGUCGGUGCUGCAGAUUCAUGCCACACAGCCGCUUGGUGAUAUUUUGGUGUUUCUCACCGGCCAGGAUGAGAUCGAGACGUGCCAAGAGGUGCUGCAGGAUCGCGUCAAACGUUUGGGCUCCAAAAUACGCGAGCUCAUUGUCAUUCCUGUCUAUGCCAAUUUGCCCAGCGACAUGCAGGCGAAAAUCUUUGAGCCAACGCCGCCCAAUGCACGUAAGGUGAUUCUCGCCACGAAUAUUGCGGAAACAUCGCUGACCAUUGAUAACAUCAUCUAUGUCAUCGACCCGGGCUUUGCCAAGCAGAAUAACUUUAAUUCGCGCACCGGCAUGGAGUCGCUAAUGGUGGUCCCCAUCUCAAAGGCGUCCGCAAAUCAGCGUGCCGGGCGUGCUGGACGUACAGCGCCGGGUAAAUGUUUCCGCUUGUAUACUGCCUGGGCGUACAAACACGAGCUGGAGGAGAAUACAGUGCCGGAGAUCUGUCGCAUCAAUCUGGGCAAUGCUGUGCUCAUGCUCAAGGCAUUGGGCAUCAACGAUCUGAUACACUUUGACUUCCUAGAUCCGCCGCCACACGAGACGCUGGUGCUGGCACUCGAACAGCUUUAUGCUUUGGGUGCGCUCAAUCAUCAUGGUGAAUUGACAAAGCUGGGAAGACGCAUGGCCGAGUUUCCCGUGGACCCCAUGAUGGGCAAGAUGCUGCUAGCCAGCGAGAAAUACAAGUGCUCGGAGGAGAUGGUCACCAUAGCGGCCAUGUUAUCAGUUAAUAGCGCCAUCUUCUAUCGGCCCAAGGAUAAGAUUAUUCACGCGGAUACGGCACGCAAGAAUUUCAAUCAUCUGCACGGCGAUCAUCUGAGCCUGCUGCAGGUCUACAAUCAGUGGGCAGAGACGGAUUACAGCACCCAGUGGUGCUACGAGAACUUCAUACAGUAUCGUUCCAUGAAGCGGGCCCGGGACGUGCGGGAACAGCUUGUCGGUCUGAUGCAGCGCGUCGAAAUCGAUAUGGUUAGCUGCUUGCCAGAGACGAUCAAUGUACGCAAAGCCGCCACAGCCGGCUACUUUUAUCAUGUGGCGCGCCUUUCCAAAGGCGGCCACUACAAGACCAUCAAACACAAUCAAACUGUUAUGAUACAUCCCAACUCGUCGCUCUUUGAGGAGCUGCCCCGUUGGGUGCUCUACCAUGAGCUGGUGUUUACCUCCAAGGAGUAUAUGCGUCAGGUGAUUGAAAUCGAGAGCAAGUGGCUGCUAGAGGUUGCACCCCAUUACUACAAGGCCAAGGAACUGGAAGAUUCAACUAACAAAAAGAUGCCUAAGGGGGCAGGACGCGCAGAAAUGACACAAUAAAUGUUUUUAAUAACCUUA
This is a messenger RNA of Drosophila grimshawi, 2772 nucleotides long. It is a transcript of the gene l(2)37Cb, whose product is annotated as pre-mRNA-splicing factor ATP-dependent RNA helicase DHX16. Gene Ontology annotation, cellular component: intracellular anatomical structure; catalytic step 2 spliceosome. Gene Ontology annotation, molecular function: RNA binding; ATP binding. The transcript is spliced from 4 exons. The record is from RefSeq and is a predicted model, not a curated record. Bases 70 to 2754 code for a protein of 894 amino acids. NCBI's taxonomy places the organism in Eukaryota, Metazoa, Arthropoda, Insecta, Diptera, Drosophilidae.